AUGAUCAUUCUUCGAAGUUGGUUAGAACAUCUUUUUAAUUGUGCUUUUGAAGAUGCUUAUUUUAAUAAAAUCAUAUUUAAUCCAAAAUUAAUUAGUUUAUUAUUUGAUAACGACAAAACAAUCCCUCCACACUUCCAUAUUCAUAGACCGAUUAUUGAUGCUGGCAAUACUACAAUUAAAAAUAUUUUUGAAUUCGCUUUAAAUCAUUUAAAAAUUUCUGGAGGUCUUGGCGUCAGUUUUGUUGAUGUUGACAAUUCAGAACAAUAUAUAGAUAUGAUAUUUAAUAUUUUAAUAAAUGAAGGCAAUAAAUUACCUAAAGUUUAUCUAGCAAUUUGUGGAUUAACAAGACUUUAUUAUCUAAUUGUUGAACAUAUAAUAACUUCUAAAGAUUGUUCAAAAAUGGUUGCUGAUAUUAAUUUAGAUUAUGUUUGUGUCACUACAAAUUUUAAAUUAAACGAAAGAGCUAAGAAAGUUGAAAUUAAAACAUUAAAAUAUAAUAAAGAUACAAAAUUCCAACUUGGCAAUAUUUACAAUUCAAAAGUGAAGUUUGAAUUCUACAAUCAAGAAGGGGGAGAUGGGGCAUACAUUAUGAUAAAUUUAAUGAAAUAA
This is a messenger RNA of Meloidogyne enterolobii, 609 nucleotides long. The record is from the annotation of a GenBank genome assembly. Lineage: Eukaryota; Metazoa; Nematoda; Chromadorea; Rhabditida; Meloidogynidae.